CUCGACGACGCAGCCACCGGCGGGCACGACCCCCACCCGCGCGGCCCACACCAUCGCGCUCUGCUUCCUCUCUGCCCCCGCGAGACUAACCUCGUCGCGACCCAUGCCCGUCUCGACCCAGCCGCCAUCGCAAAUACCAGUUCGCCUAUCACGAGCACGAAAAUCUAAUUGAAGAAGAAGAAGAAGAAGAAGAAGAAUGAGAAUCGUGGGACUGACCGGUGGAAUUGCAUCGGGCAAGAGCACCGUCUCCGGUCUUUUCAAAGCCCACGGCGUUCCAGUUGUCGAUGCCGAUAUUGUCGCUCGCGAUGUGCUGAAGAAAGGCACUGGUGGCUGGAAAAAGGUGGUGGCUACAUUUGGAGAGGAAAUUUUGCAAGCAGAUGGAGAAGUGGAUAGGCCUAAGCUUGGCCAAAUUGUGUUUUCUGAUCCAGGGAAGCGUCAACUUCUCAACCGGCUACUUGCUCCUUAUAUAUCUUCUGGAAUCUUUUGGCAAAUUUUCAAGUUAUGGAUGAAGGGUUCAAAGGUGAUCGUUCUCGACAUCCCUCUGUUGUUCGAAGCCAAGAUGGACAAGUGGACAAAGCCUAUUAUUGUGGUGUGGGUUGAUCCUGAAACACAGCUUCAGCGACUGAUGGCACGAGACGGAUCAAGUGAGGAAGAUGCUCGAAACAGGAUUAAUGCUCAGAUGUCUCUAGAUAUGAAAAGAAGCAAAGCGGACAUAGUGAUUGACAAUACUGGAUCACUGGACGAGCUAAAAGAAGAGUUUCAGAAAGUCUUACAUGAGGUAACUAGGCCCUUGACAUGGACUGAAUUUUGGCUUUCCAGGCAAGGGGCGUUCUCUGUUCUCAUUUCCAUUAUUAUUGGAGUAGCUGUAUGUAAAUCAUUUUAUGAUAGUUACGGUUUGUAACAACUAUAAUAGUGACGCACAAUUGCUUGAGAUUUUCUUCUCAACCUGUCUGCAGUUGACGUGUUAAAAAGUGUAUGUUCUGAGCUUCGGAAUAGAAAUGGUAUUGUUGAAAAGGUUA
This is a messenger RNA of Morus notabilis, 1019 nucleotides long. RefSeq names its product dephospho-CoA kinase. Bases 197 to 901 code for a protein of 234 amino acids. The record is from RefSeq and is a predicted model, not a curated record. Gene Ontology annotation, biological process: coenzyme A biosynthetic process. Lineage: Eukaryota; Viridiplantae; Streptophyta; Magnoliopsida; Rosales; Moraceae. Gene Ontology annotation, molecular function: dephospho-CoA kinase activity; ATP binding. The transcript is spliced from 4 exons.